Rhipicephalus sanguineus (brown dog tick) is the source of this 1932-nucleotide messenger RNA. Its product is annotated as protein misato homolog 1. The transcript has 14 exons. Gene Ontology annotation, cellular component: cytoplasm. The record is from RefSeq and is a predicted model, not a curated record. Bases 199 to 1830 code for a protein of 543 amino acids. Gene Ontology annotation, biological process: mitochondrion distribution. Lineage: Eukaryota; Metazoa; Arthropoda; Arachnida; Ixodida; Ixodidae.
GCGGUGCGAUUGUGCUGCAUCGCGCGUUGGUGCUGCGCUGCUGAAUUCAAAAUCCAGGGAGGCGACCCUCAGCAAGGCGGGAUGUCAGCUGCACCGACUCCACAGUAGCGUGUAUACAAUCAACGAACGUGUAUAGGGCAAUGUCGUAACUAUAAUAUCCUCCCCUGUCGCCGUGCCAUGCGCGAUUAGCGAAACAACAUGCCUUGCAGAGAAGUCAUAACUUUGCAACUCGGACACUACGCAAACUUUGUGGGCUCUCAUAUUUGGAAUUUGCAAGAAGCCUGCUUUUCGUACAAGCCAAAUGACAAGAAAAUACCUCUGGAGUUUGCCCACGACACCUUUUUCCGGGAGGGAAGAAACCCCAAGGGUAACGUGACGUACACACCACGUCUUCUCAUUGCCGACUUACAAGGAAGCUUAGGAAACCUGAAGGCAACCGGUUGUCUUUAUGACCCUCCGUCAUCAUCAGCCAAUGAAGUCAUUGCUUGGUCUGGUAAAGUCACCAUCCACAAGGCCGAACCAGAGACAAAAGUUCCAAGUGGCUCCAGAGACAAAGAUGUACAACGGUUUCCUGCUGACCAGGACAAAGAUGUUUGCCGAGCGGACCCCGUGCAUCAAUCGAGUAGGCAAGUGGAAUCCAAGAAGGAGCCAGUGCAGCUGUGGUCAGAAUUUCUUAGUGUCCAUCUGCAUCCUCGCACAAUUCACCUGAUUACACGCUAUCUGCACAACAAUCCAGAUGAUCCCUUUGACCUGUUUGGGAUAGGAAACCAGUGUGCGGAAGAUCCCGAGUGGCAGAACAGUUUCAUGGAUGAUGUGCGCUGGUUUGCAGAAGAUUGUGAUUCUCUUCAGGCUUUCAACAUUCUACUUGAUGGCCACAAUGGUUUUACUGGCUUGACUAGCAGCCUUCUGGAGAUCCUUCGCGACGAUUACCCAAACAAGUCCUUUGUCUGCUGGCCUCUCUAUCAGCCUCUCCACAAUAGCAUCAAUGAAUCACGUGUUGCCCUUGACAUGGCACACCGUCACUUCAACACGGUCAUGUGCUACCACAGCCUCAACCGACUGUCUUCGGCCUUCUGUCCACUGAGUGUAUCUAGCAGCCACUUUCAGCCCCUUCUUCGGGACUUCAAGCAUCUCAAGUUGGGAGCUGGCCUGCCUCACUACAAUACUAGCGGUGUCCUUGGCCUGGCCCUUGACAAUAUCAUGUGCGCUCUCAAGCUGAAAAGCCAACCUCUGGAAAUGCCUGAGCUCUUUGGCCAGCUCUGCAGCCCCAGCAAAAAGCUGUGUGUGCUGGGAAUGGGCCUGCCCCUUGGUCUCGGUGAGCUCCAGCUGCUGGCAGACUGGACCCAAGGCAGCAGCCUCGUAAUGCUCACCCCGGGAGCUGGCAGCCCUGCACCGUCGGCAACUAACCUGGCUGUGAUGAGAGGGUGCAAUGCUAGCAUGGUGUCCAAAUUCCCACGCCGGAUACAGGAUCCCAGUGAAGUGCUGUGGAGAUUUGCAGAACGUGUGUGCGAAGGAUCCCUUACGUGGUUGAGGGACGUGGAAAAUCCGUCCCGCCUUGUCUCCCAUACCUUUCCGGACAUCUUUGGGCCAUUUGUUACUUCAACUGGCCUUAUUUCUUGCCAAGCUAGAGGGGCACAAACAAGCGUUGACUACGUUCCCUCAGUGACAUGUCUGCAAAAUGGAUUGGCAGCCAGCGAUGUGGUCUCCGAAGUGGUGCAUUGGGGAAGACGGUUGGACUUGGGACGCUUUCACCGUUGUGUGGUUGCUGGGACUGAGCCCGAUUUGUAUCGCGAAGCUCUUCACACUGUGCAGGAACUGGGGAGCAGCUGAAGACCUCUUUGAGCUGUGGUCUUAUUGUAACUAUUUGGACAAAGAGAAGGAAGCAUCAUGCAUUGCUUGAAAAGAUGUGUCAUAAAAACACUGAACGCCUCA